Molecule: messenger RNA, 5317 nt
Organism: Scatophagus argus
Lineage: Eukaryota; Metazoa; Chordata; Actinopteri; Scatophagidae
Gene: armc5
Product: armadillo repeat containing 5
Exons: 6
Coding region: 615-4457 (1280 amino acids)
Biological process (GO): anatomical structure morphogenesis
Cellular component (GO): cytosol
Molecular function (GO): protein binding
Source: RefSeq, a predicted model, not a curated record
UUUGAACCACAAGUCCCAGCACAUCUCUAAGAGACCCACCUCUUCCCUCCCUGCUCCCUCCCUCUACCGCCCCUGUUUUGUUGUUUGGCUAAAGAUGGCGUUAGCGGCUAACACAGGCGAUUGCAUUUUGUUUCACAAAAAUUAUUCGGCCAGUGGUAAAAAAAACAUUGUUCAAAUAGAGCUUUAAUUCGUCAUUUGAUGUAUAAAUAUGUUUUACAUUGAGCAAAUACACGUCCAUUACGUAGAAAAACGCUUGUUCGGCCUCCUCACGGUGUAGGCCCGUUUGAAGGGAGUGGACCGGAGCUGUUGGAACUCCAUAUCCCGUCAGCGAGCGCGGCGUCAGGUGGUACAACUUUCCUUUUUGAUGGUAUCUGUAGUUCCCUGACCACGCUAGAAUGUUGUUAUGUUUUGCGGAAACUUUGAAAAAAUAUGAACAGACUUACGGACAGCACACGUUCACCACAUGAGCGAGUUUAAAGUGAAAGGACAUGUUUAAUUUCACAGUAUUGCACUGGCUGCGUCCAGUGAUGUUUCACAGUCUGUGUGAUAUCUGUCCAAACUGAGGGGAAGAACACCAAUACAAGUGAACUCGUAGCCUGCCAAUCAGAAGAACCAUGGCUGCAUUACCUGUGCAAGGUGACUGGAAACAAUCUCGGGCACCUACCAGAGAAGGGCCCCCAUCAUCACCAGAGUCUUCUUUGACCUGGUGCUUGGCUCACCUCUCCAAAGCCGGAUCAGGGGCUGAACACCAUGGGCAUGGCAAGGGUGACUCAGGCGGUGGCAGAGAAACUGACAAGAGAUGCAGAAUUUCUCAAUGGCGAGCCUUGGUUGCUAUCCGGACACAACACAUCAAGGGUGACAAGGCAGGCAUUGCGAGGUUCAGAGCUCAGGGGGGUCUCCGGCCCCUUCUGGACCUACUCAAACACCCAGAUUGCUCCAGGAAAACUCUGGACCUGGCUCUGAGCAUCCUGGCAAACUGCUGCACUGAGCUGGAGACUCGUAUAGAGGUUCGUAAGCUUGAUGGGAUAAAUGUUGUAGUGGAGAUCCUGAAGAAAAAUGUGGCUUUGGAGACCGUCCAGAACCGAGCAGCCCGAGCUUUGGGGAACUUGGCCAUGGACCCAGAGGGCUCUGUACUCAUCCACUCUGCUGGUGGUGUUCCUCUUCUUCUUCUUUGUGUGUCUCUUUCUUCUGGCCCGUCGUCCCCCACUGCUGCUCCACCCAAAAACACCUGUCCUAAACUGGAGUGUGCUCAGUCGGCUGCUCGAGCUCUCCUCUACCUCUCAGAUACGCCCUCGAACCGCCUGUCACUGCUCACCCUUGGGACCUUAUCUGCUCUCGCCCCUCUCAUCGCUCCAGAAUAUCCCCAGGGACUGAGGCGGGCAGCUCUCAGGACCCUCCAUGAGCUGACCCGGGGCUGUGGUGUUGAAUGUGCUAGGGAGGUGUCCCGUUCUGGAGUCCUCGCUCAGCUUGGUGUCAUGGCAUCGGGGGAGUCUGGUAAACCGUUUGAGGAGCUGGCACUGAAAACCUUGGCCAACAUUUGUUCUCAGGGUUGCCUGCGCCCCCUCGUGGGGUCAUUGGGGGUCAUUCAGAAGUUUACAGAGGAGGUCAAGAAGGACCCACUCAAGUCUGGAGUCUUCCUCAAGGCACUGUGCUUGUGCUGCAAGGAGGCAGUCAACCGGGCCAAGGUGAAGGAGAGUGGUGGAUUGGAGGUGCUAAUUGGCUUUUUGGCUGCCCAUCAGAGUCAUCCACUUUCCAGACUAGCCAUCCUGGCCUGUGUAGACUUUGUUUUUGAUGAAUCUGCUAUGGAGCAGUUGCAAGAGUUAGGGCUGGUCCCCCUGCUUGUUGCACGACUCGUUGAGCUCACCAGAGGCGAGGAACAGUCUGCUGAGAAGAUGGAUGUGAGCCUCUCCUCCAGUGUGUCUCCCACUGAACUCCUACCCUCGUCAUGCUUUGACUCCUUUGACUUUCCUCCACCUGAGAGCUGCAAGAAGGAGGAAGCUGGUAGGGAGCAAGGUCUGUCGAGUUCAUCGAGCUUUUUAAGUCUCAGGUCCUGGUUGGUCUCUGAGGGAUUGAUUUCUUCAGAGGGGGAUCUGCUGGAUUCCUCUGGUGUUGAAGGAGAAUGGGGAAGUCUUCAGCUCCAUACGUCUCCAUCUCCUCAAACCUCCUCCCUAAACCCUGAUUCCCUUUCCUCUCUUAAAAACUCUUCCCCAUCCAACCCUACUCUCUCUUCUGCUUCUAAAAAAGCAGCUCAGCCUUCUUCCGUGUCUUCUUCGGGCCAAUCCCAACUGUCGUCUGCAUGGAAAAUCAUCGAUCCACCUCCCUCUAGUCCUCAACCGUCUACUGCACUUACACCCCAAAGUAAGCCCAGUUCCUCCAGUAACUCCUCACCCACUAAGACAACCCAAACACCAGUCUCUCCGUCAAAGUUCUCGUCUCCUCACAGAAGAAGGCAGCGUGCUCAUACAGCAGCUUGUCUGACUAAAGUCACGCUUGAUACCCCUCCCUCUGUGCCUCGUCCAAUGGCUUACCACCACCCCUACCACCCUGAACCUUGGACGCCCGAGUCACCCAUCCUGCUGCUGCUGUCCCGCUUCUCCCACGCCACUGACCCGAGUGCUGCUCUGAUCAGCUCUGGCGUCAUGUCCGGCUUGCUCUGCUACCUCACUCAGCACCGGGACCCCAGCAGCAGGUGCCUCCGUAUGCUUUGCCGGCUGAGCUGCAACCCGAACUGUUUGCAGGCGCUGGUCCGAACCGGCUCGGUCGCACUGAUUCGUCACCAUCUCUGCCAGAGAGAGGGAGGAGGUGAGGGAGAGGAGAGGCAGACCGACCGAGUCAAGGCUAAGGUCAAACAACUUGGUGUUUCUCUUCUUAAUAAUCUGCGUGUCCAGUGUGAGUCUGGAUUUGGUUCAGGGGUUCUUGCCCAUGUGAUGCUGUCAGGCUCUGAGUCUGACAAGAUGAACUGUGCGCUGUCUCUGCCAUUAAUCAGCAGCAACAAGUCCCUGUUGAAGAAACUUCUUCUGGACAGCGGUGGACUACUUCUGGCUCUGCAGCCCCUCAGCUGCGAUGACGAUGAUGCAGAUGAGGACCACCCCGCUGAAUGUGGAAAGUUGCUUUCUGAUUGGUUCGGUUCACCACAUUCAGGUAUGACUUCUCAGCUCCACUCGCUGUACUUCUCCCUCCUGAUUGGAUGCUUUUCACCCCUGAUGGGUGGCAUCAAAAUGGAGCUGGACAGAAAACAUCUUAGUCUGGAUACAGCACCGUCAGUUGUUAAAAUUGACAAAGUUUCACCGCCUCCAUCGAAAAAGCCUCGUCUGGCUGACAUCUGUCCUUAUGGAGUGUCGAACUUUGACCUACUCUUGCUGCUGGACGAUGGGACUCGGGUCCCGGCCAACAGGGAGGCUGUGGCUGGGGUGGAGGGGUCACGCGAUGUUGGCUCUGAAUACUUCUGGGCUCUGUUGAGAGGCGGAUUUGGAGAAGCUCAGAGUAAUGCAGAGGAAGCCAUCCACAUUAAAGAUGUCAGCGCAGGUAUGCUGCUACCAGUACUGCAUUACCUGCAUGGCUGUCGCCUCACAAGAGAAAGUGAUGAAGGAGAGAGGAGAGGACGAUGUCAGAUUUUGGACACAUUGGUCCAUGAAGGCCUGGGCAUCUGCCAAAAAGAGACAGAUGAUCACUCAACUCAAGACUUAGCUUUCCAGAAAACAGCUUUAGGCGAGAUGAUGAUCGGAGCCUGCAGAUUUUUGGUGACCGAGCUGCAGAGAGAGUUGGAGGAUUUGUGUGUCUCUCUUCUCCUGUCCUGCUCCACCAAGGCUGCUAGCCAAGCUACAUCAACUCCCACAGAGGACAUCGCUGCCUCUAAAAGUGACCGAGAAGGCCUCGAGUCUGUUGAGGAGAACCUGGCUAAUCGAACAUCUGAGUUGGAAUUGACAGGUUUUGACUUGCAGACAGAAAAUUUACGAGGGCAGAAGAAGAAACCAAACAUUUCGCUACAGCAGACGGACGGUAAUAAAACAUCUUUUGCUGGAACUGUUCAAAAGGCCAGUAGAGGAUUCAGUACAACUUCAGACCGCAAGACAAUCAAAAGUGUCAUUCCAGUUUCCAAAUCAAGUUGUGCAUCAGCGGUGGACAAAUCAGUCGAUCCAGAACAGUUGAGGUUAAGACCAAAGAACUUAAUGAAAAGCUCAGCAGCUCAGGAGUCCCUUUCUUCCUCAGAAUCCAGUCCUGGACGUGGGGCACUGGCUGCUCUCCUCCCCCAGGUAUACUGGUUUUCCCAGCGGUACAGCUACCCUGCACUGGGCCGGGCCUGCCUGUCUUUGCUGCUGGGUUGUCACGAUUGUCCUCGGCCCUUCUCGUCCUCCUCUAUUGCCGGGGAUUGCCUUCGCAGACUUGCCAGAGAGGCCGACUGUAGAGAGACUCUGAAACAGGAUCUACUAAGUUUGGCCACGGUGGCUCUGAGCUGAGGUGAAACACUGAGAGGGCACAGAUUAAGUGAGAGUUAACUUUUGGGGGCUUGUUAUAAGCUUCUAGAAAAGUUGCCAAUGUAUUAAUCGUAUGAAAUGUCUGGAAAUGCAGGUUACGACAACCACAUGAGUAACAGAAACACAUGCUGUAUGAAUCGUGUCAUCACCAACUGUUGAUUUAUUUUCAUAAACUCGAAGCUUAUAUUUGUAUUUAGUUUUGAUGUAGACUGAUAGAAACUGUAGCCUGUCCCAGCAUGGCAUCAUCGUAAUAUAACUUCUGAUGACAUUUAUAUUGUGAUUUUUUUUUUUUUUUUUUAAUUUAGGAAAAAGUCUAAAGAAAUGUCCGCAGUGCAUUUGAUAAAUGUCAUUUAGCUGAAGUGAUCAGGGUUUGGUCUCCAAACCAGUUGUUUAUUUUGUACAGAAAGAUAAUAUGGAUUAGCAGAUAUACAGCACAGAGACUUCAGCUGUCACACAUUAAUUUAUGCCACUGAACAUAAUGUUGGAACAUCACUUUGCUUUUGGUUUCUUGUUGUUGCGGUGUGGGUAUGCAGACUGGCCACAGUAAUCUAAAUUUGCUAUAUUUGGCUUUGCGGACGAAACUUGUUAAUCGAUCAGUUUAGGGCUGGCUUUGGUCUUUUCAUGUUUUUUUUUUUUUUUUUGUUUUUUGUUUUUUGACAAUGAGAAAAAUAUGCCUGUAGAGCUGAACACAUAAUGUAUAAAAGACCCCAUAUGAAAUAGCAGUGCAUUCUGCUGGGAUACUUGAAAUAGUAGAACAUUUCUGAUACAGGACUUGAGGUCUGAUCAAGUUGUAAAAGUGAGCACUACUAUGAAUUAAACAAAAUAAGUGGCACUCAUUAUAA